AUGAGCGCAAACCAACCAACACCAUUUGGAAAGCCGAUGCUGAAGCAUUGGAUGUUUGAUCCAGCGUACAAAAACCUGAAUCAUGGAUCCUUUGGUGCUCACCCGAUCCCCGUCAGAGACGCACAGCGUGCUUAUAUGGAUCUCGCCGAUAAGCGACCUGAUCCUUACAUCCGCGGGUAUCACGCAGAGUAUCUAGACAAAGCUCGCGAGGCUGUUGCAAAGCUCAUCAACGCCCAAAAGAGCGAGUGUGUAUUCGUCAAGAAUGCAACGACUGGCGUAGCGACGGUUCUGUAUAACCUGGCUUUCCAGCCGGGUGAAGCACUCAUUUACUUCGAGCCUGUCUAUGGCGCCGUGGAAAAGGGUAUUGUCUCGUUGCAAGAACAUGUCUCUUUGCAGGCGCGCAAGGUGUCUUUCCAGUAUCCCAUCUCUGAUGAUGAGCUCGAGCGCCGAUUCCGCGAGGUUAUUCACCAAACUCGUGCCGAGGGCCUCAAGGUCCGUGCUAGCGUUUUCGAUGCCAUUGUCAGCAACCCUGGUGUACGCUUCCCCUUUGAGAGAAUGACCGCUGUCUGUCGCGAAGAAGGUAUUCUGAGCGUUAUCGAUGCGGCGCACGGUAUCGGACAUAUCCAUCUCGAUAUGGAGAAGCUACAGCCUGACUUUUUCGUGUCAAAUUGCCACAAAUGGCUUUACACACCCCGCAGCUGCGCAAUCCUCUACACCCCCGCACGCAACCAACAUUUCCUGCGCACAACCCUGCCCACAUCAUGGGGAUUUAUCCCUCAUCCAGACUCACCCGCAACAAUCGCAUCAGUGCUGCGAGAUCAGAAUGCCGUAAACAAGAAGUCGCCCUACGAGGAGCUGUUCGAGUUUGUCGCUACAAGCGAUGACUCUGCGUACAUUUGCGUGCCGGCGGCGCUGAAAUUCCGCGCUGAAAUCUGCGGUGGCGAAGACGCCAUAAUUGCCUACUGCCAGCGCAUUUCAAAUGAAGGUGCAGAUGCUGUUGCGGCUGUUCUUGGUACUGAGGUUAUGCAAGAGCCUGGGCUCGAGCCUGGCCAGGAGAGCCGCAUGCGACAGUGUGCUCUGACUAAUGUUCGAUUGCCUAUUGCCGUUGCUUCUGAGGACGGAACGGAUUCCUUUGAUCAUACUCCUUUGGUUGUAUUGUCACAGGAAGAUGCUCCUCGGGCAUUUUCUUGGAUUCAGAAGAAGCUUAUGGAUGACCACCACACUUUCCUGCCUGUCUUCCGCCACGGUUCGUGGUUAUGGACUCGCUUGAGUGGACAGACCUACUUGGAGAAGAGUGAUUUCGAAUCUGUUGCUAAUGUUUUGCGUGAUCUCUGUGAACGGGUCGCGAAGAAAGAGUUCAAGGCCUAA
Molecule: messenger RNA, 1368 nt
Organism: Penicillium soppii
Lineage: Eukaryota; Fungi; Ascomycota; Eurotiomycetes; Eurotiales; Aspergillaceae
Product: putative aminotransferase family protein (LolT)
Exons: 2
Coding region: 1-1368 (455 amino acids)
Source: RefSeq, a predicted model, not a curated record